Messenger RNA from Pseudocercospora fijiensis CIRAD86, 894 nucleotides. RefSeq lists its product as uncharacterized. Gene Ontology annotation, cellular component: extracellular region. The coding region runs from base 1 to 894 and encodes 297 amino acids. Gene Ontology annotation, biological process: RNA catabolic process. The transcript is spliced from 3 exons. NCBI's taxonomy places the organism in Eukaryota, Fungi, Ascomycota, Dothideomycetes, Mycosphaerellales, Mycosphaerellaceae. Gene Ontology annotation, molecular function: RNA binding; ribonuclease T2 activity. The record is from RefSeq and is a predicted model, not a curated record.
AUGAGAUCCGUAGUACUGACAGCAGCUUCGGCUUUCACUGCGCAUGCUGCACUCUAUCCCAAGACCGGCACAAGCAACCAUACCUGCGUGCUCGACCCGGCAUACUUAUCAUGUUCAGCCAAAGCGAAUCCAGCGGAUGUUGAUACAUGCUGUGUUGAGACCUAUGGCGGUCUUCUGCUAGCUACCCAGUUCUGGGAUGUUUGGGCAGACAAGCCACUGCCGGAAAACACCUGGACUUUGCAUGGUCUUUGGCCUGACUUCUGUAAUGGCUCGUACACGCAAUACUGCGAUCUCAGUCGCCAAUACGAUCCCGUCCCAUCACCGAACACGACGAAUGGCCUGCCGAAUGGUACAGUGGUCCCACCGUACAACGGCAGCAACAUCGGCACGUUCCUCGAGCCGUUCGGGAAAUACGAUCUCCUCGCGUGGAUGAACAAGUACUGGAUCUCUCAGACCGGACCGAACGCUGACUUCUGGGGACAUGAAUUCAGCAAGCACGCCACUUGCUUCUCGACAUUCGAUGUGCCAUGCUACGGACCAAAGUACCAGCAGCAUGAAGAGGUGGUAGAUUUCUUUGAGACUGCGAUUGGAUACUACCAAAAGUUCUCAACUUGGGAGUGGCUUGCGAAGCAUGGCAUCACGCCGAGCAACAGCACUGGAUAUAGCAGAGUCCAGCUUGAGAAUGCUCUUGCUGCUGAGCAUGGCGCUGUACCAUACGUGGGCUGCUCUGGGCCGCGAUACAAUGACACUGCUGCAGGAAAAGCUGCGAAGAGCACGGAUACGGGCAGGACUGUCUUGAGUGAGGUUUGGUAUUAUAUGCACGUCUUUGGACGCCCGCAAGACCACCGCUACGUGCCAGUCGACCAGACAUCGAGGCCGCCUCCCAAAGGCUAA